AUGUCACCCGUAGCCACCUUCGCGGGCGGCCUCGCGGCCGCCGCAUAUCUGGACGGCAAGUUCCUGAUUCGCCAUGAUUUGAAAGCUGCAUCGCUGCCAAAACCAAAGAAUGCAAUCAAGUUCGUCACUAAACGAUUCAUGGAGGGCAAGCCGCUUCUUUACCAUGUUUUCAAAGAACACGCCGAAGGUCCCAAUGCGGAUAUCUUGUUCUUGAUCUUUGAGGAUCGUUCAUGGACUUACAAGCAAUUCUUCGAGGGCAUCCACCGAGUUGGCAAUUGGCUGAUGAAUGACCUUGGUGUCAAGCCCGAGGAAAUAGUUGCUCUCGAUGGUGGCAAUAGCCCGGAGUAUCUCCUCCUCUGGUUUGGUCUCGAGUCUAUCCGGGCUGUUCCUGCCUACAUCAACUGCAACCUGACUGCUGGUCCGCUCACACAUAGCGUCAAGCUUUGCGAUGCAAGGUACCUCCUCGCAGACAAAGCCACGCAAGGCCUCGUCGCACCAUGCGAGGCCGACCUCAAAGCUGCCAAUGUCAGGAUCAUCUAUUACGAUGACCAAUUCAUCUCUGCUCUGUCUGACACAACCCCAAUUCCUCCCUCUCGGCAGAAAGGUGUCCGCCCAGACGAAGUAGGAGGCUUGAUCUAUACUUCUGGCACGACUGGAAUGCCGAAAGGUGUCAUUAUGGGACGUGCUCGAGAACUCACCACCGCUUGGGGCGUGUCCACCUACUUGGGGCUCAAACCGGGUAAUCGAAUGUAUACCGCCCUACCUCUUUACCACGGCGCCGGACACGGGCUGUGUGUGACGCCAUCGAUCUGGGCUGGCUCAACAGUCGUCCUCUCCCGCAAAUUCAGCCAUAAGACCUUUUGGCCUGAAGUCCGCAAGUCCCGCGCUGAUAUCCUCCAAUACGUCGGAGAGCUAUGUCGAUACCUUGUCAACGCUCCCCCGUCUCCCGAAGACAAAAACCACAACGUCAAAGUAGCAUGGGGGAACGGCAUGCGCCCAGACGUAUGGGAAGUCUUCCGCAACCGCUUCGGCAUUGACACGAUCAACGAGCUCUAUGCCGCAACCGACGGCCUCGGCUCCAGCUUCAACGCGAACCGCGGUGAGUUCGGCCGCAACGCCAUCGCCGUGCGCGGCCUCCUCUGGCGCCUGAUGAACAACGAGAUCGAGAAGCGUGUCCGCAUUGACAUCGACACGCAGGAAAUCCUGCGCGACUCUAACGGCUUCGCCAUCGAAUGCACCACCGACGAACCAGGCGAGGUCCUGCACCUCAUCCCGGACCCGGCCGCCGCUGAACAAAUGUUCCGCGGCUACUAUAACAACCGCGACGCGGGAUCGAAGCGUUUCAUCCGGAGCGUCUUCGCUAAGGACGAUAUGUGGUUCCGCUCCGGGGACAUGAUGCGGCAAGACCGCGACGGGCGCGUGUACUUCGUCGACCGGCUCGGCGACACGUUCCGCUGGCGCAGCGAGAACGUAUCGACCAACGAGGUUGGCGAUGUCAUGGGCGACUUCGACCAGAUCGCCGAAGCGAACGUCUAUGGCGUCCAGGUCCCGCACGCGGACGGCCGCGCCGGCUGCGCCGCCGUCGUCCCUGUUGAUGGUGUCACCGCCGACACGCUCGAUCUCGUCCGCCUCGCGGAGCACGCCAUCGCGACACUGCCCCGCUACGCCGUCCCGAUCUUCGUUCGCGUCGUGCCCCAGCUCGAGUAUACCGGCACGAUGAAGCUCCAGAAGGGCCGGCUCCGCAGUGAGGGCAUCGAUAUCCAGAAGAUCCAGGUGUCCAGCCCAGAAGAUCGUGUCUACUGGCUACCUCCCGGCGCCAAGCAAUACGUACCCUAUGGCCCGGCUGAGUGGGAGGAUGUCAAGUCUGGGCGCGUCAAGCUUUGA
Exophiala aquamarina CBS 119918 is the source of this 1884-nucleotide messenger RNA. RefSeq lists its product as uncharacterized. Gene Ontology annotation, molecular function: long-chain fatty acid-CoA ligase activity; long-chain fatty acid transmembrane transporter activity. The coding region runs from base 1 to 1884 and encodes 627 amino acids. The transcript has 2 exons. Lineage: Eukaryota; Fungi; Ascomycota; Eurotiomycetes; Chaetothyriales; Herpotrichiellaceae. The record is from RefSeq and is a predicted model, not a curated record.